This is a messenger RNA of Lagenorhynchus albirostris (white-beaked dolphin), 4280 nucleotides long. RefSeq names its product peptidase, mitochondrial processing subunit beta (gene PMPCB). Gene Ontology annotation, cellular component: mitochondrion. NCBI's taxonomy places the organism in Eukaryota, Metazoa, Chordata, Mammalia, Artiodactyla, Delphinidae. The transcript is spliced from 13 exons. Gene Ontology annotation, molecular function: metalloendopeptidase activity; metal ion binding. The record is from RefSeq and is a predicted model, not a curated record. The coding region runs from base 23 to 1492 and encodes 489 amino acids.
CUUCGCACAGGCCCGAGGGAAGAUGAUGGCGGCGGCGGCCCGAGCGGUGCUGUUCCCCGCGGCGCGGCGGAGGCUCUGCGGUUUCACCGAGAGGCUCCUGGCCGGAAGUGCUGCCGGGCGGUCACUAUAUUUUGGAGGAAACAGAUUGAGAAGUACACAGGCUGCUACACAAGUUGUUCUGAAUGUCCCUGAAACGCACGUAACCUGUUUGGAGAAUGGACUCAGAGUGGCCUCUGAAGACUCUGGGCUCUCAACAUGCACAGUUGGGCUCUGGAUUGAUGCUGGAAGUAGAUAUGAAAAUGAGAAGAAUAAUGGAACAGCUCACUUUCUGGAGCAUAUGGCUUUCAAGGGCACCAAAAAGAGAUCCCAGUUAGAUCUGGAACUUGAGAUUGAAAACAUGGGUGCUCAUCUCAACGCCUAUACUUCCAGGGAGCAGACUGUAUAUUAUGCCAAAGCAUUCUCUAAAGAUUUGCCAAGAGCUGUAGAAAUCCUUGCUGAUAUAAUACAAAACAGCACAUUGGGAGAAGCAGAGAUUGAACGUGAACGUGGAGUAAUCCUUAGAGAGAUGCAGGAAGUUGAAACCAAUUUACAAGAAGUUGUUUUUGAUUAUCUUCAUGCCACAGCUUAUCAAAAUACUGCACUUGGACGGACAAUUUUGGGACCAACUGAAAAUAUCAAGUCUAUAAAUCGUAAGGACUUAGUGGAUUAUAUAACCACACAUUAUAAGGGGCCAAGAAUAGUACUUGCUGCUGCUGGAGGGGUUUCCCAUGAUGAACUGCUUGAGUUAGCAAAGUUUCAUUUUGGUGACUCUUUGUCCACACACAAAGGAGAAAUACCAGCUCUGCCUCCCUGCAAAUUCACAGGAAGUGAGAUUCGAGUGAGGGAUGACAAGAUGCCUUUGGCACAUCUUGCAAUAGCUGUUGAAGCUGUUGGUUGGGCACAUCCAGAUACAAUCUGUCUCAUGGUUGCAAACACACUGAUUGGCAACUGGGAUCGCUCUUUUGGAGGAGGAAUGAAUUUAUCUAGCAAGCUGGCCCAGCUCACCUGUCAUGGCAACCUCUGCCAUAGCUUCCAGUCUUUCAACACUUCCUACACAGAUACAGGAUUAUGGGGAAUCUAUAUGGUUUGUGAACCAGCCACUGUUGCAGACAUGCUACAUGUUGUUCAAAAAGAAUGGAUGCGACUCUGUACAAGUGUCACUGAAAGUGAAGUUGCACGAGCCAAGAAUCUUCUGAAAACAAACAUGUUGCUGCAACUUGAUGGUUCCACUCCCAUCUGUGAAGAUAUUGGUAGGCAAAUGUUAUGCUAUAAUCGAAGAAUUCCCAUCCCUGAGCUUGAAGCAAGAAUUGAUGCUGUAAAUGCUGAGAUAAUUCGAGAAGUGUGUACCAAAUAUAUUUAUGAUAAGAGUCCAGCUGUUGCUGCUGUUGGUCCCAUUGAACAGCUACCAGAUUUUAAACAGAUUUGCAGUAACAUGUGCUGGAUUCAUGAUUAAAAUGCUCCUAAUAAACAUAUUUUGAACAUAUAUAUUUAUAAAACCGAGACCUGCAAGUCCUAAAGAAAAAAAACGAACAUCUAUACUGGUAAAUAUGAAUGAAAUACUAUCUCAGACUUUGAAAGAAUAAGACCACCACAAUGAAUGGUAGAUCUCUGAGAAAUUAUACUGGAACAACACACUUUAAGUAUAGUUUUAAGAAUAAAAUUUUGUACAGUAUUUUCAGUUUUAUUAUAAAAAUGCACACACAACAAAGAUUGUCAUAAGUCAUUUCUUGCCUCUACUUGCGUUCAGCACUUGUUCUUGAGCAGCUUUCUUUGCUUUUACCAUUUCGACAAGUUCCUAGGAAGGGAAAAAGAUGUUACUUACACCGAGAAGUUGUCAGAAUUUGCAGACAUUUCUAGUGUUUGGUAUAAGUAUGUAAAACAUCCAAACUGGGGUAAAUCUACUGAAAAGGUUGAUUUUUUUUUUUAGUAACUGCCAGAGCUAGAAUGUUUCUAAGGUUGGUUACUUCUAAUAUUGGCCCCACGACUACUGUGGUAUUGAAUAAGCACAAAAACAUAAUUUAAAUGAUUGAUAAUGGAAUCUACACACUAAAGAUCUACAACCUUAUAUCGUUUCAUGCAGUCCUUCUUUGUCCUGCCAGGCACUGCUUCUGCUAUUUUUUCCCAUCUUUCAGGUGUAUUUACUGGGUACGUUUUCAAAGCUUGUUCCAAAAGCUUCUGUUCUUCUGUUGUCCAAGGGGUGAAAUCUGUGCAUGGACCUGUUUAAGAAAAAAUUUUGUUUGGAAAAUUUUAUUCUAAUUGAUAGAAAACUGUCCUGGAACACCUUCCCAGAUGAGUCUUUUGGUACACAUCUUGGUAAGUGCCCAUUUGAAUCUGUGAUGUGCAAUCUUGAACAGACCAAAUUAGACGCACAUAUAUACCUCUAGGUAUUAAUUAGGGAAAAAACUUUAGAUAGCUCACAUCCCAGAAAAAUAUGAGACUUUAAAGCACAAUAUGCUUUGUAUUUCUGGUCUAUCACAAUCUAAUCUUAUAUUCACCAGACUUUUUUAAAAAAAAUCAGAUUUAACAUACACAGUUGGACUUCUGGGUUCGAAACCACAAUCACAAGUCAUUUAAGAUUUCUGAUAAAUCUAGUUCCUUAUAGCAUAGUUCAAGAGCUGCCUCCUACUUAAAAACUUUUAGCCCGAUGAGAGCCUGGAAACCAUUCUCAUUUUACACUGGGAGAAACAAGUUUAACAAAGCUAAGCCAAGCUCCCAUGGUUUCAAUGCUGUACAGCCAAGGUGCCAUUUCCAGUGUGUCACUGUCACCACGUCCACUAAAAUAUUGUGGAGUCUACACUGUGCAUCUCUACUAAACCAGACCUUUAUGUUUGAUAGAACACCUCAUACAUGUAUCAGAAACAAAUAUAUUCCUUCCUAAGAUGCAAGAAGUAUACAUCCCACUUCUGUAGGAAAAUGAAAAUGUGAAAAUGGUUAAAAUGAUUUGGUUAUUCUAAGUUAAUGGAUUACUGACAGCUUAGUUAUUUCAGAUCAUGCAGUGAAAACACAGUGGCACCUAUCCUACCAGCAGUGAGACUACCUCUUGAAAUUGUAACCUGUGAGAUCAGGUACAAAGUAAAGCCUAGAAAUCUAAGUUAUUUCCCAAUUAAAAACAUACUCACAGACACAGUGAACAAGUUGAAAAACAACACACCUUACAACAAGGCAGAGAACUUGUAUUUGAAGACAGAUUAAAGACUGAAGCUUUUUUUGAAAUCAGCUUUUAAAAUUCCAGGAACCCCUUAGUGGAAUUUCCUUUUAUUAGUUUGAAGCCCCAUUUAACACCAUAGAUUUAAUUCAUUUCCUCUCUCUUGGAAAAAAGAUGGAACUGACAUAUAAUUAUUAUCUGCUGCUUAUUAUCUGCUGUUAUGAUCCAGGGACUUCCCAAUACCAAAAUGAAUGAAACAUAUAAAAUUCCUAUGAGAAAUCACUAUUCCAAAAAAUGUGGCCAGCUUGCUGUUUACUGGAGCAGUUGAAGAGAGAGGGACCUGCCCAUUAAAUCCAUAAAAAGAGGUAAAGGAGUCAGGCCCAAGUACCAUAUCACUCCUGCCCUCACAGGGUCACCCAUCUGCCAGAAAGCACAACCAUCAGUGUCUGCCUCCAGCACGGAAACUAGUCCCACAAGAAAGGGCUGAGAAUAACGCAGUAAUAUUUGAAUGUGUCUGAUUUUUGUGGAUGGCGUAAGGGGCAAGAGAAUUACCUCCUUUAGAAGUGCCUUCCAAGUGUUCUGAAAUUUCUUUGUUACUUAUCUUUCUGAAAAGAGCCAAAAUAAUGCCCAGCCUAGACAAAAGUCACCCAAUUUUGCAAAUGCAACUUGCAAACGCAGAAUGAUUUUUUCCUCUUUAUAGAACAUUGUAAGUCUCUCCUAGUAUUUUCAAAUUGAAAUUUUGGGAUAAUGAACCAGACCAAGAAUACAGGAAAAGUGGGACCGUUAAGACAGGGACAGGUCAUCAUGAGGAGUCAAGGCUGUCAGUUAAUCCCAAAACAUACAUUUGGCACUGUGAUCUGGAAAGCAUAUCCAAGAUUAGCUUAGUUUAGGGAGAAAAGGACUGGUGGCUCACAAAUGCAUGUAGUGAAAGAGAACUUUUCAAAGUUUUGUCAGCAACUCACAUUAAGGAAAAAAAUGUCACAUCUCAGACACUUAUACACAUGAACAAAAGUUUCACAAAUACCCACUUAUGUAAUAGGUGUAAUGCUCUCUGAUAUUUUCUAUUCAUGAUCCAUUAAACUGAUUUCAUGACCCA